Messenger RNA from Eucalyptus grandis, 591 nucleotides. Its product is annotated as coatomer subunit beta'-2. The coding region runs from base 1 to 591 and encodes 196 amino acids. The transcript has 5 exons. Gene Ontology annotation, cellular component: COPI vesicle coat. Gene Ontology annotation, molecular function: protein binding. The record is from RefSeq and is a predicted model, not a curated record. Gene Ontology annotation, biological process: intracellular protein transport; intra-Golgi vesicle-mediated transport; retrograde vesicle-mediated transport, Golgi to endoplasmic reticulum. NCBI's taxonomy places the organism in Eukaryota, Viridiplantae, Streptophyta, Magnoliopsida, Myrtales, Myrtaceae.
AUGCGAGUAGCUUUUGAUCCUCAAGAUCCUAAUGCUUCUGCAAGUGCGUCAAUUGAUGGAACUAUAAAGAUUUGGAAUGUUUAUUCCUCUGCACCUAAGUUUACUUUGGGUGCGCAUGAAAAGGGGCUGAACUUUGUUGAUGACUUCUUGAGGGAUGAUAUGCUGUAUUUACUGAGUGGUUUGAAUGAUUACACUGCUAAGGUUUGGGACGAUAAUGGCAGAAGCUGUGUACAAACACUCCAGGGACACGAGCACAAUGUUGCCGCUGUACGUGCCCUUCCUCAGCUGCCUACAGUAAUCACUGGUUCAGAGGAUGAGACUCUAUGCAUAUGGGAUGCAAAUGGCUUCGGGCUUAAGCAUGUGCUGAAAUUCGGUCAUGGAAGGAUUUGGGAUAUUGCAUAUCAGAAAGGAUCAGAAAGGAUCACACCAGUACCAUUCAUGCCUGCUAAAAAUGUUUCAUUUCCUCGUUAUAUCCAUGCUUUGACAAUAAUAAGCUGUUGUGAUGGCCUGGGGUUUUCCAUUGCUGUUAUAGACAUACAUGUUGCAGUUCCUUGUGACAAGAGAAUAGCCGUGGUUGAGAUAGUGUGUUGA